AUGUCUAAGUCUGAAACCGGUACUCAGCUUUUAGCCAGGUUGAGAGAUCGACCAUCUUUACAAGGGUUAGAAGAAGGAUUAUUUGAUAAUGGACCUAAAAGUGGUGAUGUCUUUGAAUUCUGUGGAGAUGAAGGUGUUGGAAAAUCACAACUAUUUCUUCAUUUUGUUACCAAAAUAAUUUUACCACAAGAUUUUGAUGGAUUUGAAAUUGGUGGAUUCGGAGCCAAAGUUAUUUACAUAGAUACAGACUUGAAAUUCCAAAUUGUUAACUUGGCCAAAUAUCUGACUAAAUAUUUGGAGCAGCUAUUGGGAAAUAACCCAGAAAAUUUACUAAAUGUCGACAUUAAAUCAUGUGUUCAAAUGUCUCUAAAAAAUGUGUUUAUAACACGCUGUAGUAGUAGUGAGCAAUUAAUAUCGACUCUCGGUAAUUUGGUGAAUAUUUUGAAUGACGCUCCAGAAAUUGGAACAAUCAUGAUUGACAGUAUAUCUAUGUGUUAUUACUCAGAUAAAUGUGCUAAUAUGCUUGACACAAACAUAUCCCAAUUAAUUCACAUUUUAAGCAAAUUGAUUUCUGAAUUUAAUCUGAAUGUGUUUGUAACCAAGGCAACUCUUGUGAAAAGAAAAUCAACUGGGCAUAUCUUGUCAUAUUCAAGUAAUUCCAGGGAAGUGAACCAAUAUGCAGAGUUUCUAGGGCAAAUGUGGCACAGAUUUGUGCAAAAGAGGUUUAUAAUAACUAAGGAAACAAUUAAGGGGAAAACAAUGCAUGGAAUUUACAGUAAACAUUUAAAAUGUCCCAAAUAUUUUAAAUUUAGUGAAGGAAAUGUUAUAGAAUUUUAA
Molecule: messenger RNA, 837 nt
Organism: Lottia gigantea (owl limpet)
Lineage: Eukaryota; Metazoa; Mollusca; Gastropoda; Lottiidae
Exons: 2
Coding region: 1-837 (278 amino acids)
Biological process (GO): DNA strand invasion; double-strand break repair via homologous recombination
Cellular component (GO): centrosome; replication fork; Rad51B-Rad51C-Rad51D-XRCC2 complex
Molecular function (GO): four-way junction DNA binding; ATP-dependent DNA damage sensor activity; ATP binding
Source: RefSeq, a predicted model, not a curated record